UAGAGGCAUUGGUCCACGCCUCCCCACAGCAAAAUAAAUAAAUAAAUAAAUAAUAAAAAUCAAUAAAUAAAAAUUCCACUUAAAAUGGGAAAAAUAAAAAUAAAAAAAAUAUUUUCCAUCCAUUUAUAAUUUGGAGAGGAGAAUAAUUUGGGGGUCUUGGCCUACGCGGAAUUGUAGAAUUGUAUUUAUUUUUUUUUUGUUCCAAGCAUAGAGACAAAGAAAGAAACACCAUUAAUGGCGAGCUCUUAUACAAAGAAGAAGAGGACCUUGAAUGAAUGAAUGAGUGAAUAUAUGUAUGUAUCGAUAUCCAGGUAACAAGUUUUAAUUGUGUCAAUUGGUGGUUUCUGGGGACAUUUCGCUUGGAAAUCUCAACUGGGUAUCUGUGUUUUUGGUCUCUUCUUUCUGGGGGUUGUGGGGGUGAGGCAAUGAAGGUUGAUGUAAUGGACAAUAUGUGGUUCAUCAAUCGCUAAAGGGGGGUUUGGGUUUUGUUUGUGUGUAGGAGAUUUGAGCCAGUUCUUGGUGAUGUAAGAUUUGGAAUGAAAGCUUUUCUUCAGUAACAUGAUCCUAUUUCACAAUCUUGCCUUUUGUAUACUGAGAAUCUGAAAGGGGAAUGAUUUGGACAUAUAUUGUUUAGAAUCCUAAUUUUCUGACCUAGAAACACUAUUAUAUUUGAAUUGUCAAUGGCUCCCGGAGGCAGCACUUUCAAAGAAGUUCUUGAGUCCCACAUUACAAUAUCAGAUUAUGAUGUAGCAGUAAAAUCAGAAUCUACCAGCACAGUUACAAAGACAGCCGCUGGAUUGGGUAGCAAAAAUGGAGUUUAUUCAACUAAUGGUGUGCAUGAGUUACUUGAAUGCCCAGUUUGCACAAGUUUGAUGUAUCCCCCAAUUCAUCAGUGUCCAAACGGUCACACUUUAUGCUCAAACUGCAAGGUUAGAGUGCAUAAUUGCUGCCCAACAUGCCGCUAUGAUCUUGGAAAUAUAAGGUGUUUGGCUUUGGAAAAAGUUGCUGAAUCUUUAGAACUUCCCUGCACCUACCAGAGUUUUGGUUGCCAUGAUAUUUUUCCAUACUAUAGCAAGCUCAAGCAUGAACAACAUUGUCGAUUCCGUCCAUACAAUUGCCCUUAUGCUGGAUCUGAGUGCUCAAUCACCGGUGACAUCCCAACUCUUGUUGCGCAUCUAAAGGAUGAUCACAAGGUUGAUAUGCAUGAUGGUUGUACUUUUAAUCAUCGAUAUGUCAAAUCAAAUCCACAUGAAGUUGAAAAUGCAACGUGGAUGCUGACGGUAUUUAAUUGUUUUGGAAGACAAUUCUGUUUGCACUUUGAAGCUUUUCAGCUUGGUAUGGCUCCAGUCUACAUGGCCUUCUUACGGUUCAUGGGUGAUGACAAUGAUUCCAAGAAAUUCAGCUACAGUUUGGAAGUUGGUGCAAAUGGUCGGAAGCUAAUAUGGCAAGGAAUUCCCAGGAGCAUCCGCGACAGUCACAGGAAAGUCCGUGAUAGCCAGGAUGGCCUGAUUAUUCAGAGGAAUUUAGCUCUGUAUUUCUCUGGUGGGGAUAGGCAAGAACUAAAGUUAAGGGUCACAGGCCGCAUAUGGAAAGAGGAGUGAGCCGAGCAGCUCUUGCUAGGUGUACAUGUACAGUUAAUUGAUAUCAUGGGAGAUUGGCUAGGGUUUUUCUCAAUUGAGUUUGCUUUCGUACUGAAGCAUAUGGGGGUAGUUGAAAAUCGAGAGGGAAAGGAAAUUCAAAUUGAUGAUAUGGGUUGGGAUUGGAUUGGAUUUUAGAAGGAAUGCAGCAGAAGAAUACGUGUUGUUACACUAGUUAUUUUGUAGGCCUUUUUGCACCAUCAAGACACAUGAACUUGUCUUUAGCUCUCUCAUUGUGUGUCUUGAGGGACCUGUGUAAUACCUAUGAUUUGCUUUUGUAUGGUGUGGUCAAUUAUCAAAAUCCAUAGGCCAAAGAAGUUGACAGAAUUCUAUGGAAUAGGGUUCCUUACCCUUUUUGUUGUAAAAUUUAUGAAAAGAAGUUGCAUUGUUAUUUCAA
Messenger RNA from Cannabis sativa, 2034 nucleotides. Its product is annotated as E3 ubiquitin-protein ligase SINAT2. Gene Ontology annotation, molecular function: zinc ion binding; protein binding; ubiquitin protein ligase activity. Gene Ontology annotation, cellular component: cytoplasm. The coding region runs from base 681 to 1601 and encodes 306 amino acids. Gene Ontology annotation, biological process: multicellular organism development; ubiquitin-dependent protein catabolic process. The transcript is spliced from 7 exons. The record is from RefSeq and is a predicted model, not a curated record. NCBI's taxonomy places the organism in Eukaryota, Viridiplantae, Streptophyta, Magnoliopsida, Rosales, Cannabaceae.